Messenger RNA from Fusarium poae, 2808 nucleotides. RefSeq lists its product as uncharacterized. The transcript has 2 exons. Gene Ontology annotation, biological process: protein ubiquitination; mitotic cell cycle checkpoint signaling; ubiquitin-dependent protein catabolic process. Gene Ontology annotation, molecular function: metal ion binding; protein binding; ubiquitin-protein transferase activity. Gene Ontology annotation, cellular component: nucleus. The record is from RefSeq and is a predicted model, not a curated record. Lineage: Eukaryota; Fungi; Ascomycota; Sordariomycetes; Hypocreales; Nectriaceae. The coding region runs from base 1 to 2808 and encodes 935 amino acids.
AUGGAGCCUACAAACACUGGCUUGGACUUAGAAAAGGAGCUGACGUGCUCUAUCUGCACGGAGCUCCUUUACCAGCCCUUGACUCUCCUUGAUUGUCUUCAUACGUUUUGCGGUGCUUGCUUGAAGGAAUGGUUUACUUUUCAGGCCGCGACGGCCGAGCGGUCGCCUAACCCGCCUGCUCCCGGCACCAACAUCUUUACAUGCCCAUCGUGUCGAGCUACUGUACGAACCACUCAACAUAAUGCCACCGUCGUCACCCUUUUGGAUAUGUUCAUUGCAGCCAGCCCUGGAAAAGAUCGCUCUGCAGUGGAAAAGGAGGAGAUGGCCAAAAAGUACAAGCCAGGCGAUCAAGUCUUGCCAACAAUCAAUACUCGCCGAACGGCUGAGGAGCGACGCGCUGAUGCUGAGGAUAGAAGGUUGAUAGAAGAGGUUAGAGAGCUGAGCUUACAAGAAGCCGGUGUUUCUUCAGCACCGCCAAGGACGAGACGGAGGCGCGAAAGUCGAUCUGCAGACGACAGGAGAAGAUCAAGCAGAGACAGGGAAAGGGAUCAGGAAAGGGAUCGAAGUUUGGAUGGCCGCCACCAGCGAGGAAGCCGCCGCCCGCGAAUGGACGACGGAAGCCGGCAUAGCUCCGACCAACUGCCAGUGGAAGGGGAGCGACGCCGUCGACGGAGCGAGUCAAGACAACGCCAGAUCGAGCACCAGUCAUCCAUUCGAUCACUCAUAAGCUCCGGUGAUAUGAGCGAGAGGGAUAUUGAGCGGGAAAUAGAAUCAUUUGCAAGACAAAUUCAGGAAGAAGGGCUCCUCGACGGACUCGACUUGGAUAAUAUCGAUUUGAGUCGCGACGACGAGCUUAGCAGGAGAAUCACUGAGGCAUAUCGACGGCGUCAGAGAGAUCGAACACGCCAGGAAGCACGAAGAAACAACUACCCGCCGCUAACAAGACCUGUCGAGACUCCAGGGGCAGACGCUCGUAUGUUGGCACCUGAAGGAGGUCGAACAAGGGAAAGAUCACGACCACAUUCAAGGUCUGCGAGUGCCGCGAGCGCCACCAGCGCUGCAAGUCAAACUGAGGAACGGAGUCGUCCGCAAACGAACGCAGCAUCAGCGAGUCUCGAAGUUCAGGAGCCGGUACGGAGGCCAAGAAGAAGGACCGCAAGUGGAGGGCGUAGCUCGACCACCCCGAUAUUCCCGACCACAACUACAGCUGAGAAUAGGCCUGCUGCUCGGUCAUCAACAGACCUAGGUUCGAGAUCCCAAACUACUGAUCCUACCCAGUCCCGGCCUAGCCUCAGCGAAGGGCGUAGUACAAGUACUCCUGUCCACACUGCGCCGUUCCCAAAUCCUACGGAAGCUCCACCGAGUACCAACACUGGGAGCCUUUCAUUUGCUAGUCGCCAGGGAAAUGUGGCGAGUGCAUCAGUUCUUCCAUUGUUCUCUCACCAUGAUCCCGCAGCCGGUCGCUCCAACAGACCCCGUCCUGUCGAUCUUGCAAUUGUUCACCAGACAGUGACCAGCCCAAUCAGCAGCCCAACAGUUUCGGCGCACCAGAGGACAAGAUCACACCUAUAUCCGGAGCCUUCUGUCAGCUGCUCUCGAUGUAAUAGGUCACAUAUCGAAUAUGAGGUGCACUACAACUGCUCAAUUUGUGCCAAUGGACAAUGGAACAUGUGUCUCGACUGCUACCGGGCUGGAAAGGGCUGUCUCUACUGGUUCGGAUUCGGCUAUGGUGCCUGGGCAAAAUGGGAGAAGACGCGGCAACAGCAAGGGGAUCCUUCUCUGGCAAAGCCGCACAUGUUGACUGCGAGCCGCUACCGCCCUCCUCGCUCAGCUCCUGGUGGGGCUGAUGGACGAAAAACGCUUACGACAGAUGAUCCCAGGCAUAGAUUAGAAAGCGGCACGUUCUGCGCAAACUGUUCUGCUUGGACAAACGAUUGUUAUUGGCGAUGCAACAUAUGCAAUGAAGGCGAUUGGGGCUUUUGUAACGAUUGUGUGAACCAAGGGAGAUCCUGCACACAUACCCUUCUACCUCUAGCUCACGAAGCCACCCAGCCAAACCAAGGCCGAUCUGGCAGUCCUCCUAGGUCGCCAGGUCGGCCAACAGCAGCAACCAUACUCAAAGGCCCCAAUGCAUCCAAUAUUGGACCCUUCAAGCCACUGACCUUCACGACACGCUGCGACGUCUGCCAGGAACCCAUUCAACCGAACCAGGCACGGUAUCAUUGCUACCACUGCACAAGUACUUUAGUUUCAGAUGCUACGCCAGGCGAUUAUGAUAUAUGCUCCUCCUGCUAUGGCAAUCUAGUCACACAGCGACAAAUAAGCUCUGAGAACGGCCACUCUGGAUGGAGGAGAUGUUUGAAUGGACACAGAAUGGUGGUUGUCGCGUUUACAGAUGGGAAAAUCGGACUAUGGCGAUACAUAGCCCAAGACCUAGUGGGAGGCAGAGGACUCAAGUCAGAUGCGCCAGAAAAGCCGGAACACCGCGAACAUGGCCUCCUGAAAUGGGUCUGGCACGACAAUGAUCAAGAACUUGCCCGGCUCGUCACGAGAGAUGUAUCAGAAGCAGCGCCGAUGGAGAGCGGGUUCACUCAGACUUUCCCUCCUGAUGGUGGGGUAGGAAUGAAAGCGACAGCGAGAUUUGGAUGGUACCCGAAGGCAGGGGCCGACGAUGAGCUUCUCUUCCCACGAGGAGCUGAAAUAAAAGAGAUUGAAGAUGUUAACGGAGAAUGGUUCUUUGGAGCAUAUAUGGGUUCUCGAGGCUUGUUCCCAGCACCAUACGUGCGGUUGGAACAGAAUACUCCUUGA